Molecule: messenger RNA, 1386 nt
Organism: Lepisosteus oculatus (spotted gar)
Lineage: Eukaryota; Metazoa; Chordata; Actinopteri; Semionotiformes; Lepisosteidae
Gene: tcea1
Product: transcription elongation factor A (SII), 1
Biological process (GO): positive regulation of transcription by RNA polymerase II; DNA-templated transcription; transcription elongation by RNA polymerase II
Cellular component (GO): nucleus
Molecular function (GO): nucleic acid binding; zinc ion binding
Source: RefSeq, a predicted model, not a curated record
CUCGGAAUCUCUGGGCGAUUAGUUUCGCCUGCUGCGCUGCGGUUUAUGCGCCCGCUGAGCCGGCCGCCGCUCUAUGUUGUGUUGUGAGGCGGGAGGGUGAAUUUUAACGUUUAAUAUUUAUUUGUAGAGAAAACUAAACAACCACGCGGAUCAUAAUGGGGAAGAAAGAGGAAGAAGAGAUCAUAAGGAUCGCGAAAAAGAUGGAUAAAAUGGCGCAGAAAAAGAAUGCGUCUGGAGCUUUGGAUUUGCUGAAGGAGUUAAAGAACAUUCCCAUGACUCUUGAGUUACUACAGUCUACCAGGAUUGGAAUGUCUGUGAAUGCUAUUAGGAAACAGAGCACAGAUGAAGAGGUCACCUCACUUGCAAAAUCGCUCAUCAAAUCCUGGAAGAAGCUGUUAGAUGAACCAGGAGGGGGUGAGAAGGUAUCAGAAGAGAAGAAAAAGGAGCCAACACCUCCCACUCCCACGUCAGCUUCCACGCGGAGCAGCCCUGAGCCACGAGAGGAGAGUUCGAGCAGCAACUCAAGCAGCAAAAGUGAAACAGGUGAUGCUCCACCCAACACACUGAUCACCACUUUCCCUCAAGCUCCCAACACCUCAGACUCGGUGCGGCUUAAAUGCAGAGAGAUGCUCUCCAGUGCUCUUCAAUCUGGGAAUGACUACAUUGCUAUUGGUGCCGAUUGUGAUGAACUUGGAGCUCAGAUUGAAGACUGCAUUUUUCAGGAAUUCAAAAACACUGACAUGAAAUACAAAAACAGGGUACGGAGCAGAAUCGCUAACCUGAAAGAUGUCAAGAACCCAAACCUGAGAAGGAAUGUCCUUUGUGGAAACGUACCUCCAGACAGAAUGGCCAAGAUGACAGCAGAGGAAAUGGCCAGUGAUGAACUUAAAGAGAUGCGUAAAAACCUGACCAAAGAGGCAAUCCGAGAGCACCAGAUGGCAAGAACAGGAGGCACUCAGACUGAUCUCUUCUGCUGUGGCAAAUGCAAAAAGAAGAACUGUACAUACACCCAGGUUCAGACUCGUAGCGCUGAUGAACCAAUGACCACAUUUGUUUUCUGCAAUGAAUGUGGAAAUAGGUGGAAGUUCUGUUGAAGAGGAAAGUGAAUUUUCCGAAGUCAAAGAGGAUAUAGACUGCCGGACCAGGACUUCUGUUGUUUUUUUUACCUAUAUUUGUUGAUUAAAGAAAAGUUAGGAAUUUUGCAUUAGUGGAACCUGGUACACAGAUGGCCACAGAAAAACAUCACCACUAUUUGAUUUUAACCAUUACGUCCUCGGAACUAUUCCUUGUAUUAACAUUAGGUAGUUGGAACAGUCUCUCAGACUAUGGUUGAUGUUAAUGUAUUUCUUUUUUAUAUGUAGUUUGACAUUAAAAUUUUAUCAAUAA